Brenthis ino (lesser marbled fritillary) is the source of this 900-nucleotide messenger RNA. The record is from the annotation of a GenBank genome assembly. NCBI's taxonomy places the organism in Eukaryota, Metazoa, Arthropoda, Insecta, Lepidoptera, Nymphalidae.
AUGUCGAUUGGUAAAAUAGCGGAAUUUAAUAUACGGACGGACAAUUGGCGGUUAUAUGUGGAGCGUCUAGAACAAUAUUUUAUUGUUAAUAAAAUAGCAAGUGAGCUAAAAGUGCCAACGUUAAUCACCGUAGUUGGAUUAGAGUGUUAUGAACUAUUGGUGGACUUGUGUACUCCCGACAAGCCGUCAUCGAAAACGUUCGAACAGUUAACGAAUACAGCGAAGAGAGUGACGAGUUCCAAAUAUUGUGAAGUAUUUGCGGAGGGCCUGGGACGGUUCACCGGCGGCGCGGCGAGCAUUCACAUACGGGAGGGAGCGCGGCCGGUGUUCAUGCGUGCGCGUCCCCUGGCGUACGCUCUGCGCGGGCCGGUGGAGCGCGCGCUUGACCAGAUGGUGCGCGAUGGCAUCCUCACACCCGUUGAGCGCUCUGACUGGGCCACACCGAUAGUGCCAGUUAUGAAGAAAGACGGCGGCGUGCCGCGCGAUUUGCAAUUAGGAGACCAAGUUAUGGCUAGGGGCUAUGGCGGUAAAGAUAAAUGGCUAGACGGUACGGUGAUAGGUAGAGAGGGUUCACAAAGGUACAUUGUAGAAAGCGGUAACGGUCAAAGGUUUCACAGACAUAUUGAUCAAAUAAAGCGCAAAUCCCGUUAUUCGGUCGCGAUGAGCUCAGCAAGUGAUAAGGAGGUCGUCGCGCAGCCAGAUGAGAAAGAGAGCUUAGAAUUAAAUACUGAAAGUGCAGGAAGUCGAAUUUGUAGGGAGGAGGAUAAGAGUAUGACUGAUAAACGGGCAGAGGAUCCUUUACUUAUUGAUUCUUGUCCCUCAAGUAGUUGCUCGCCUCCGUCACCGCUGGACUGUCCCAAGCGCCAAAGAAAACUGGUUUUGAGAUAUGGAAUAGAUACC